Molecule: messenger RNA, 312 nt
Organism: Mycena indigotica
Lineage: Eukaryota; Fungi; Basidiomycota; Agaricomycetes; Agaricales; Mycenaceae
Product: PALP domain-containing protein
Exons: 5
Coding region: 1-312 (103 amino acids)
Source: RefSeq, a predicted model, not a curated record
AUGGGUGGCGGCGGCAGAUACCCGUACCCGAAAUUUGUCUGGUCACCUGCUGGCGGUUGGUGGGGUCAGCCCGCAAACUGGAAGAUGAACACUUUCAUCGUUUCGUGUGGAAUGGCAUUUACAUGUGCCGCAAUUAUCCGCGCAGUCGCGCAUAGAGAGGCGGAACUAGCUGGUGAACCAUUAGAACGGAGACGACUCACUACCACAUGGCGAGAAUAUCUCCACAAAAGAUAUGCCAAACCAGUCGAAAUCAAGGCAGCUGCAGGCACUGAGGGCGAUAAUCCUACAAGUGAAACGAGCGCGACGGAGUAA